Messenger RNA from Stegastes partitus (bicolor damselfish), 5714 nucleotides. It is a transcript of the gene tut7, whose product is annotated as terminal uridylyl transferase 7. Gene Ontology annotation, molecular function: nucleic acid binding; zinc ion binding; RNA uridylyltransferase activity. The coding region runs from base 102 to 4055 and encodes 1317 amino acids. The record is from RefSeq and is a predicted model, not a curated record. Lineage: Eukaryota; Metazoa; Chordata; Actinopteri; Pomacentridae. The transcript is spliced from 29 exons.
UCAAACUCCAGAGCAAGACAAGGGAUCAUGCCAAGUCAGACCUGAACAAGGCUCCAAGUAUGUCCUCUGUACGCGUACUACAGUUUUAGCACAGGUGAACCAUGGACAAACCCGGCAGGUCGUACCGGGCUAAGCAAGGCAGCUGGGAGAGGGGAGCAGCAGCAUCAACGGACAAGGCAGAAGGCUGGAGGAUGCAAGACCACGUUAGAGGGCAGAACUUCAGACCAGAGGGCGGUCAGCCGGGCAAGAAGAACCAGGCCGGGCCGUACUGGGCGAGCCCCAAGAAGGGAGGCCUGGGGCCCCUGAGCUACUCUCCCGGUGGAUUCAGAGGUGGUCACAGCCCCUCUCAGCGGGAUGACCUCCGGUGGUUCUCAGGUCCUGAAAACAGUGGUGGGUAUCGAGAAGAUAACUGGAGAGAGCGCUCACAGCAGCAGCAGCAGCAGCAGCAGCACUGGAGGAGAAGUACCCACGGAGAAGGUCCAAAGGAAGACCGGGAGCAGGGCGGGAGAGACCCUGGGGAUGACGGUGCAAACAGUUCAGGAAGGAGACGGAGAAACAGAAACAAGAAGAAACCUUUCUCUGAAGAGAACAGGGGCCUUGUGAUCGAAGAGUCUGCGCUGUCAGCCAAAGAUCUGCGCAGCCUGCGGCAAACGGAGAGGCGGCUUAACAGGGAGGAAAUCUUCUCCCUGAAAAAGAAGUCCCACAGCAACCCUGGCGCACUUUACACCUGCGCGCUGUGUGAUGUUCUCCUGGAGUCUGUGUCGGAUGCUUACCGGCACAUCAGAGACAAGCGGCACAAGAAAAGAGCCAGAGAGAGGCAGGAGCAGGUGAUGCUGACUGAGAUUCUGCCUCCUGGUCCGGAGCAGAUCAGUGCAGUGAGCGCUGCGCUUCAGGCUGUUGUGCAGCAACAUGGGAUGAACGACCAGGACGUGGAGAAAAGACAAUGCGUUGUCUCCGUCAUGCAGGACCUCCUUCUUAGCGUCCUGCCCGAGAUCAGGCUCAGGCUGUAUGGAUCAUCUUGCACUAAAUUUGGAUUUCAGGAUUCGGAUGUCAACAUUGACAUUCAGUAUCCUCCUCAUAUGCAUCAGCCGGACGUCUUGCUGUUGGUGAAGGAGACCCUCUCCGUGAGCCCUCUCUUUGUCGACCUGGAAGCCGAUUUUCACGCCAGGGUGCCUGUGGUCAUCUGCAAAGAGAAGAAGAGCGGCCUGAUCUGCAAAGUCAGCGCGGGGAAUGAAAACGCAUUCCAAACCACCUCCUAUCUUUCGGCGAUAGCCAGCAGGGAGCCGCUCCUCCUCCCUCUGGUGUUGAGCUUCAGACGCUGGGCCCAGAUCUGUCAGAUUGACCGCGCAGAGGAAGGAGGCCUGCCGCCGUACGUCUUCGCCCUCAUGGUUAUCUACUUCCUGCAGAAGCGCAAAGAGUCUCUCUUGCCUACGUAUCUGAACCAAGAGAUCAAGGUGUUCUCACUCAGCAGGCUGUCGGACUUCAACCUCACUCACACGGAGGAUGGGUAUUUACACUGGGCGUACACUCCUUCCUCCAAAGAGUCGUCGCAGCCAGCAGAGGGCUCCACUAUAAAGGGGAAGGUCCCGCUCGUGUUCCAAAGCCCUCACCCGCCGGCGGAAGUUGGCCUCCUGUGGGUUGAAAUGCUUCGCUUCUACUCGCUGGAGUUCAACAUGGCUGACAACGUGAUCAGCGUGCGGACCAGCAUCGUUCUCUCCCGGGAGAUGAAGGACUGGCCGAAGAAACGCAUCGCUGUGGAAGAUCCGUUUGCUGUGAAGAGAAAUGUGGCUCGCACAGUGAACAGCCAGCAGAUGUACGAGUACAUCCUCCACUGCCUCAAAACCACAUACAAGUACUUUGCACUGCCACUCAAUACGCCAGCUGCUAAUCACAAAAGAGAUCCGAAGCGAGGCCCCGUGGAAGGGGCCAACGCUAAGGCUCUGGGCGAGGACACCGAGGGCUUGACCGGGUUCAGUCGGCUCAGUGUUCAGUCCCAGUCCAAAGCUGCGCAGAAUGGUCCCGACGACUCGGACUGCAUCAUCGAGGAAGAGGAGGAAGUUGAAGAAUACAGUGACUCAGAUGAAGAGAGAGAGAAGGAAAAAGUGGACCCGGGAAAAAGUAGCCUCUCCGAAGACGAGGAGGACGAUGAAGACGUGGACACGCACAACCGGCGCCACUUGGACAGCUUCACCACGGAGGACGAAGAGAUUUUCCCCGUGGACGAGAUCUCGGGGGAGGAGCUUUUGUCUGAUGAGGAGGGUCCAGACUUGGACACACCUGGUUCAAUGGACGAGGACGAAGAGCUGGAGAUGGCACCCGACAGCGGUUCACCUCCGCCUUCAGGGGAAACCCUCAAAGAUGAAUGCCCAGAAAAUAAAAACCGAAAGCAGGGCAGGCUGUCGUACGAGUUUACCAAGCUGGCCUUCACCAGAGGAAAGUCGCACAUGGUCGUCUGCAGCUUGUGCAAGCGCGACGGGCAUCUGAAGAAAGACUGUCCGGAGGACUUCAAGAAAGUGCAGCUGGAUCCUUUGCCCCCGAUAACGCAGGAGUUUCACUGUGUCCUCAACAAAGUGUGUGAGCAGUGCUUCACCGACUUUGCCCCAGAUGAACUGGAAGUGGAUGUGAGAGAACACAUCCUCAAAGACCUGGAGGCCUUCGUCAGACGACAGUAUGCCGGAGCCCGACUGCAGCUGUUUGGGUCGUCCAAGAACGGCUUUGGCUUCAGACAGAGCGACCUCGACAUCUGUAUGGUGUUGGAGGGGCAGGACUCCAUGGAUGACGCUGACUGCAUCACGAUCAUUGAAAGCCUGGCGAGAAUGUUAAAGAAACACCCCGGUCUGAAGAACAUCCUCCCCAUCACCACAGCUAAAGUCCCCAUCGUGAAGUUCUACCACGUUCGCACCGGCUUGGAGGGAGACAUCAGCCUCUACAACACACUGGCCCUGCACAACACAAACCUGCUGGCUUCUUACGCCGCCAUCGACAGAAGAGUGAAGAUCCUCUGUUACGUCAUGAAGGUUUUUGCCAAGAUGUGUGACAUUGGGGAUGCAUCGCGUGGCAGCCUGUCGUCCUACGCCUACACCCUCAUGGUGCUCUUCUUCCUUCAGCAGAGAAACCCACCGGUUAUUCCUGUGCUGCAAGAGAUCUACGACGGAAAGAAGAAGCCAGAGGUGCUCGUCGAUGGCUGGAACGUGUAUUUCUUUAACGAUCUGAAAACGCUUCCCAGUCGCUGGCCACAGCACGGGAACAACACUGAGAGCGUGGGGGAGCUGUGGCUCGGCCUGCUCCGCUUCUACACCGAAGACUUCGACUUCAGAGAGCACGUCAUCUGCGUCCGACAGCAGGCCCGCCUCACCACCUUCAACAAGCAGUGGACGUCCAAAUACAUCGUCAUCGAAGAUCCAUUCGACCUGAAUCAUAACCUGGGCGCCGGCCUGUCAAGAAAAAUGACCAACUUCAUCAUGAAGGCUUUUAUCAACGGCAGAACCGUGUUCGGCACGCCGGUCAAAGCCUUUCCUCCUGCGUACCCCAGUCACAUGGAGUAUUUCUUUGACCCUGAAGUCCUCACUGAAGGACAGGUGGCUCCCAAUGACCGCUGCUGCCGCAUCUGUGGCAAGAUCGGCCACUUCAUGAAGGACUGCCCGAUGCGUAAGAAGUCCAAGCACAGACGGGAUCCCGACAAAAGGCCGGAGCACCUGCGAGACAAAAUGGACGCAGCGGACGACGGCAAGGAUCAGGUCAGAUACAAGAAUGAACACUGGAGGAAACGAGAUGCACUGGAGAUGCGCUGCUGCUACCUGUGUGGCUCCGCUGCCCACAUCAAGAAGGACUGCCACCUGAACAGAAGCCCUGCAGGUAAUAUGAAGAUGGAAAACUUUUCUUCUCCCUCUUCAGCCCACUUGAGGAACUUGAGAGAAAAGGAGAAACAGGGUUUACCUACACAAGAAGAAAAGAAGAAGAGGAAGCAACAAAAUGUGAUAUUAAGUCCACAAGCAGGGAGCUUGGCCUGCAGAAAUAUGGGUCGCUCUGGUCACAGGAAGAGCCCGGUGGAAUGAGCCGCCGUCGCAGCAGCUGUGGAUACGCAAACCCUGAGAUUCUACUCCUUGUCCAGGCAGACAGCAACUCAAAGUCCAGAAACCCUUAAAUCUGAAUGGUACUGUUGGGCCAGUGUGAGCCCGUUAAAAGCCAAAGCUAGGACACCUUGACUUGAAGCCAAAUAGGGCCUUUUUAUGUGUUUUUCUUUUUUUUUUUCCCCCCCGAAGCUCUCCUCCUCAGAGGAGCUUUUUAAAGCUUUCAUUUUAACAAGAGAAGCCAUUAUGCAUGCACCUCAUGUCUUCAUUUACCUACUCUGCCAGUCAAGUCCUUUUUUUUUUUUUUUUUUUUUAAAGCUUUCAUUACAUUUCAAGCGACGUCAUUUCAGAUUCAGUGUGAAAUGUCUUAAAUUCGAAAAUGUAAAUAAUUCAGAAGUGUCUGUUAGGUGACUAAUAGCUUAGAUCUCCAUAAUAGGAUAUCUUUUGAAGACGGCAUAUGAUGUAUUUGUCUUAUAUUUGAUGCUAACACUUUAUGACACUGUAUAGGUGAAACUGUCUGCACAGUCUGGUGAGCACCGGUGUUUGUAAAUUAAGCUCCAGCAGUAAUACACGGUGACGGCGUGCGAUGAUAUCUGCUACGUAAAGUGGCUUAAAGUCAGAUGGAAUGAUCACGAUCGUGGUUCACUUAUUCCUAAUUCUCCAAUCAGAAGGUUUGUGAGGAUGUUUUGGGGGAUUUAAAAAAGAAAAAAAAAAAGAAUACAUUACAGGUUUGAAUGGCAGCGCACAUUUCACAUUGGCUGGGACCGUUUUGUUGAAUUUAUUUUAAUUUUUGGUUUAAUUUGUCAUCUGUGCUGACAUCUCUCCCCUCAAGCCUUGAAAUCCGCUCUACCUGCAGUGUGUCUCCUUGCUUAGAGAAGCCGCCCCGUCGAUGUAUUUUUUAGGAUCACACUUUUAUCCUCCGAGACUGCUGGUCCACGUCUGUUCAUGGAUACAUACUGCCCCGCAACUGCCUGCAAGUGCGAACAGAAGGGCGGUAAAACUGUCCUUCUCCUGCUAGCCCUGGUCUGUAUGUAUGUACCACGACACAGGCGAGGAAGGCUGGCAAUAGUAGAACACAUACAGUAGUCGGCAGCGUUGUGUAAAAGGUUUCUUGGUAAUAUUUUAAGAAAAACAAACAAUCUGCUGGUCCAGCUGAUGGCAUACACUGCAGCCACUCACUCCUUAACUAGAGGUAAUCUCAGUUAGUUCAUCGGAAAGAUUGAUGUAUUUAUUUGCCACAGAGGCUUCCUUUCAUUGUAAUGGUGCCACGGAUUGGUAGCUGCACUGUGAGGGUCCACGCCCUUGAAUUAUGUUGCUGCUAGUUAUGUCUCAAAGACCUGCUUAUCAUUCAGCUCUGAAUAUUGGACCGUCUGGCUUUAUCGUUAUCCUAAUAUUGCUGAAUUUUAUAGAAAAGAAAAAAAAAAGAAAUAAUUUGUUGUGGUUCUUGUAAUCAAUUUUCUCAUUUUAAAAGUAGAUUUGUUUUAACACCAGCCUUAUGUAUUUUUUUUAUUUUAUUUUAUUUUUUGUUGGACUCAAAUGGAAGGUUUAGUUUGAUAUUAAGGAACCCUGAUCCUGCCAGGAAAGGUUGGCUUGCAAAUCCAUUUUGUGUGUCAAAGAAUUCAUUAAACUAAAAUCAAAUACCAA